Poecilia reticulata (guppy) is the source of this 2145-nucleotide messenger RNA. The record is from RefSeq and is a predicted model, not a curated record. Lineage: Eukaryota; Metazoa; Chordata; Actinopteri; Cyprinodontiformes; Poeciliidae.
AUGGCAGUCGGAGCCUCUCUGCGCCUUCUGGCUGCGUUGCUUCUCAGCCUCCCAGGCUUUGCUCAGAGCUUCAUGCCGAACUCCUUCUUCUUCUGGACGCUGAGUCAUCGUGACAUCACCGAGAUCGCGAUUCUGAGGAAAACAGCCGAGGUUUGCCGGGACGUUGCUGCUGCAGGGGGCAGAAGCUUCACUUUGGAGAUAACCGACACACUGUCGGUUAACAAAGUGCAAAUGGCCUGCUCUGUCCCGCUGCCCGACUUCCCCGUCUCCAGCGAGAUGUUCCAAGCUGCGAUCAACAGCGUUCACGACAGCAGCGACGCCCUGCUGACACCAGACCCGGCCUUCCACUUCCACAACGAGGCCUUCCUCACCGGCAGGGGUCUCAUCACUCAAGGAUUGUCGGCUCUAAAAGCUUCUGUGAGGGAGCAAAACUUCCAGUCAGCCAGAAACACUCUUGGAAGAAUCUGCCACACACUCCAGGACUUUUACAGCCACAGUAACUGGGUGGAGUUGGGAAGAGCCGCUCCUUACAGCGCUUUGAUCAGGCCAGAUCAGCCUCUGGAGAACCUGGCAGGUCCUGAUGUUCCAACCUGUAGGAGCUGUGCUGGACUGAGCUGCAAAGACAACAUACUGCCUGCAGUCCUGGAGAACGGACUUCUCACCUCAGGCUACUACAGCGCUGAAUCUCCAGCAAAACCUGCAGGCAAGUGCAGCCACGGUGGUAUCUAUGACCAGACGAGCAGAACCGAGCCAACCGGCGGUAUCAACAAGGACACAGACUCAUCUUCUCACGGGCACCUGCACCGAAAAGCGGCGGACCUGGCCGUGGACGCCACAGUGGACCUGUUGGAGGACAUUAGAGUCGCUAUCGGAGACAGAACAUUCCUGAGACUGAUGGACAUCUCACAAGCACCUGCGCUGGUUUUUGUGGUGGACACCACGGGUAGUAUGGGUUAUGACAUAAAUUAUGUCAAAACAGUCACUGCUACAAUCAUAGAUGAAAGAAGAGGAACACCGAUUGAGCCCUUCGAAUACAUUUUGGUCCCUUUCAAUGAUCCAGAAUAUGGUCCAGUGACGAGAACAACUGAUGCAGCUGAAAUGAAGACCAAGAUAAACAGCCUGACUCCUAAUGGAGGUGGAGACUUACCGGAGAUGAGCAUGUCUGGACUGAGACUUGCCCUGACAGAAGCUCCUCCUUCUUCCUUUAUUUUUUUGUUCACUGAUGCUCCCGCCAAAGACGCGACUCUGAAAAAUGCUGUGACUGCUCUGAUAGAGACCACAAAGUCUAAGGUGUUUCCUAUCCUGACCAAUGUUUUUGCCAGACGUCGCAGAAGAGCUGUAGUUCCUUCCAACCAGCUGUAUCUGGAUCUGGCCCAGGCAUCUGGAGGUCUGGCCAUUGAAAUCAGCAAGUCCCAGAUUUCUGUGGCAACUACUGUUAUAAAGCCUUUAUCAGUCGGAGCUGUGGUCACCGUUCUCCAGGCGGUGGUGGAUCCCGGCACGCCGAGAAAUUUUACCUUCCUCGUUGACACGACUCUGAGCUACAUCCUGAUUUACAUCACCGGAGACUCAUCUCUCACCUUCACUCUAACAAGCUCAACAGGAGUUUCUCAGCGCUCCAGUGAGUCCAGAGGCUCCCUGGGAUUGAUUUCUACAGCAGGAACCCUGUGGGUGUUAAGCCUGAACCCUGAGAUCCAGGCAGGACAGUGGGCGAUCACCAUCAAGUCCAGCACCGCCUACACAGUCAAGGUCACAGGUCGAAGUUCCUUGAACUUUGUCUACAACCUCGUUGAGCCACAAGAGGGCACCAACGGCAGCGUCAUUCCCAUGGCAGGACGUCCCUCCACAGGCAGUAACGUCACUCUGUGGGUCACCGUCACAGGAAGUGACACAGCUACAGUCAGAGACGUCACUCUGUUCGACUUCUCCAGAUCGACACAAGUCAAUGGAUCAGUCCAGUCGAUAGGAAAGAGCGACUAUCUGGUGGUGUUCAGUAAAGUCCCGGCUGGGAGCUUCCUGGUUCAGCUGACAGGACAGGAGACGGACUCUUCCUCCUCACCAACCAGCUUCCAGAGACAGGCUUCCACACAGAUCAGAACCUCCAGUCUCUCUGUUACCGUCAGUACCUUUAUGUUCACUCCGGUCUGA